AUAACCUUAUACAAGAUAGAUAUCUACUUGAUAACACUCCAACUGAAAGAGUUAGAUGUUGGAUUAACACUUUCAAGCACGGCUUCAUUUUUGCACUGUGACAUAUUUUGAGGAAAACUGCACAAUGCCACCCAAACGUAAGCAAACACGAACACCAAAUGCGGCCGGACAUUCUUCCCCAAAGCGGUCAAAAACAUCUCCCAGUUUGAUUUCAAAAGACGGAUCUGGUCGCCGAAAUACAAGCUCAGCAGCUACCAAAUUACCAUCUUGUACAGGAAAGUCAAAGAACAAGAAAAGGUCGAACUAUUUAAAUUGGGAGGAGUAUUUUAUGGGUAUAGCCCUGAUAACUGCGCAAAGGAGCAAAGACCCAAAUAGACAGGUGGGUUCGUGCAUAGUAAAUGCCGAAAAGCGAAUUAUCGGCACUGGGUAUAACGGUAUGCCAAAUGGAUGCAGCGAUGACGUUUUGCCAUGGGGAAAGAAUUCUCCAGAAAAAUUAAAAAAUAAGGAUUAUUAUGUUUGCCAUUCCGAAAUGAAUGCAAUCGUAAACAAAAUGUCUUCAGAUGUCCGUGGCUCUACUAUCUAUGUGACAUAUUUUCCGUGUAAUGAGUGUGCCAAACUCUUGAUACAGGCAGGAAUAAAGCAAGUGGUAUACUAUGAAGACAACUAUAAAGAAGUGUCAGAAGCUUCAAGAAAAAUGUUAAAAAUGGCGCGCGUCAAAACCAAGAAAUAUAAACCCACGGGUCGAACUCUGAAGAUCGGAGGUAUUGUUGGAAAAUUUAAAUUAUAAAACGUCACAAAACAGAACCCAUUUCUUCUAAGAACGUUGUGCAUCUAAUAGAAGCGAUAAUUUAUUUCCGCCUUCUCAGGUGCAAAUCUGGAAAUAUCCUGGCACGUUUUUGCAGAUAGAAGAAAUGUAUAUUUACUUACUUAUAUGUACAGACUGGUUCCUUUUAAGAGAUACAUUUAAGAAUGACUUUCAUUUACUUAUUGAUAAAAGAACAUUUGUUUUGAAUUAAUAUGGUAUAUCAAGUACAUUUAUGCAUACGCGACGAUGAAUUUAUCAGUAAUUCAACUAAGAAAGAACGCAUUAUUUCUUAAUUUUCCCCAAAAGGUUUGUAAGAUUGUUCUGACAUUUGGUUAACAGUAAGAGUGAAACAAGGCUUUAUUAAAAGUUUACUAUUAUUCUCAUGUUUACAACAUAACAUUUCUAAAUUGUCAAAGUUAAUGUUAUGAAAUACUAUGAAAAUGAUUACUUACAAUAAAAUGAAAAUGUAUA
This is a messenger RNA of Mercenaria mercenaria, 1276 nucleotides long. Its product is annotated as deoxycytidylate deaminase-like. The record is from RefSeq and is a predicted model, not a curated record. The transcript has 6 exons. Lineage: Eukaryota; Metazoa; Mollusca; Bivalvia; Venerida; Veneridae. Gene Ontology annotation, molecular function: catalytic activity. Bases 125 to 787 code for a protein of 220 amino acids.